GUAGGUGGUUACACUUGGCCAUUUUCUAGUGUGACGGUAGAGGCGAGUCAAGUUUUUGGUGCCGUUGUCGGGGACGGCUAGGUAGUGCAUGACCCAUAGCCAGUCAGGAGGUUUACUACCGUUAGAUCCGGAGCUAGAGCGCACCUGUCGCCAACUAAGGAGACAACAGCGAGCAAGACUGGCUAUAGAGGAGCGCAUUGACGACCACUUGAGCAGCGAUUCUGAGGAAGAGUACGAGAUGGACGGUGCACAAAAUCCACCCCAGGGGAUGCCUCUCCAGGUUCCCCCAGUGAAUCAGAUCUUGGGGAACAACCCAAUACCCCAGGCAGAUGGGGUUCAACAUCAACCACCACCGCCGGAUCCUACUAUAGAGUACUACUACACUCCACGGGUCGCCGACAUCCGCCCAUUCCAUGGCUUGAAGGAUGAGGAGGCAAGGGUGCACCUUUCCCGGUUCCUGCAACUGACAAACGGGUUCAAGAUGAAUGAUGUACCCGAUGAUGCGAUCCGCCUUCACCUCUUCCCCCAUUCUCUGGCGGAGCAUGCAAAAAGGUGGUUAGAGACCCAGCCCCCACUAUCCAUCACAUCGUGGGACAAUCUGGCCGACAAGUUCGUGGACAGGUAUUAUCCACUAUCGAAGACUACAGAGAUACAGUGGGAGAUUACUCAUUUACGCCAGGAGCCAGAUGAGUCUCUUCGAGAUGCCUGGGAGCGAGAGUCAGAGGGUGAUCAAGUCUCUAUGCCAGGAGGGGAUAUUCUCACCAAGACUCCACCCCAACUGAACCAGAUGAUCAGUACCUUAGCUGCCAGGGAUCACUCCUGGGGGCAGAGCACCAGAAGCAGGAGUUCCCAGAAUCGGGCUAUGAGGGAGUCUUCUACACCACAGGAGCAAUUGGCUUUCAUCGCCAAUGCUCGGCGCCUUGACCCUUACAGCGGAACAUAUAAUGAAGGGUGGCGCCAACAUCUCAACUUCUCCUGGAAUAAUAGCAACACCACUAAACCACCCGGUUUCCCAGCACCAGGUGGUGGUUUUCAGCAGAGGCAGCCUUACCAGCCCAGACAGCUGCAACCAUUUCCCCAGCCGCAACGCCAAUAUGCCGAGCCACAAGCAGCUCCAGCUCCAGAUAAUCAGGUGAGCAAGCUGAAAAACAUUCUAGCGGCAUUCAUGACUACCAGCCAGGUGAAUUUUGCCAGGAUGGACCAGAACAUUGCUUCGCUGCAGGCAGGCCAGAGGAACCAAGGUGCCAUAUUACAGGACCUCCAAAAUCAGAUUGGAGGAAUAGCUCGUCAGAAUAAUACCAGGGCACCGAGAACUCUUCCUGCCCCGACCGUCCCCAAUCCCCGGGAACCUCACCAGCAGCUGAAUGCCAUCACUGCCAGGAGUGGCAAGCCAAUGUUACAAGAUCCAACUUCUGCGUAAUUCAACGAGGAUGGCCACUAUGACGCCUCCCCUAGAGUUCCAUUGGAAGAGCAGCCACCUGCACCGCUCUAACCUGCUCGAACUCGUGAGCACGUCCGCAUCCGGUGGUUGUGCCCUUUGCGCACUGGUAUGCGCCCCUUGACUGACUUGAGUCCACUUAGGAGCUCAUCCUCCAGCAUCUCGCCAUCUCCUAUGUGCCUUUCCGCCACUCUUCUGGGGCCUCUAAUUCUGGUAGCGAACCUUCUGUCCCCCAGGUAAUAGUAGGAUGACGACGACCGGCCUGACGAGGGUGACUAUGCUAGCUCUGAUUGAUCCCACCGCGGGCUGCUGCUUUGUGUGUUUUGUUUCCUUUUCAGACUCAGACUUUGCGUCCCUUUUCUUUUUAUCUUCUUUUCUUGAAGCACAAGCUGCCAUCAAACAGUCCAAAAGCAGCUUUUGUACUAACUUCACGCCUUUUGUUCGAGGCCUUCCAGAACUCCAAUAUUUCAUCCAAUUUCUUCCCUUGGUAGAUAAACAUACCUAUUUUCA
Molecule: messenger RNA, 1948 nt
Organism: Linum tenue
Lineage: Eukaryota; Viridiplantae; Streptophyta; Magnoliopsida; Malpighiales; Linaceae
Source: the annotation of a GenBank genome assembly